This is a messenger RNA of Mollisia scopiformis, 3843 nucleotides long. Its product is annotated as glycoside hydrolase. The record is from RefSeq and is a predicted model, not a curated record. Gene Ontology annotation, biological process: carbohydrate metabolic process. NCBI's taxonomy places the organism in Eukaryota, Fungi, Ascomycota, Leotiomycetes, Helotiales, Mollisiaceae. Bases 424 to 3843 code for a protein of 1139 amino acids. Gene Ontology annotation, molecular function: chitin binding; hydrolase activity, hydrolyzing O-glycosyl compounds. The transcript has 12 exons.
CUCGAUUGCAGUUGAAGCUGGAAUUCGGGAAGUGAAGUGUGCCAGCCUUUUGCAUCCAAAAUUGAACACACAGGACGCUCAAAACCCAUUUCUGUCAGCUCGGUCUGAAAGAGGAAGGAUAUAUGACUCUCUGAACUGUGCCUUCCCGAACGGUCGCGACUGCCACCCCAUGCACGAUAUCUGUUUCGCCUCGCACGGUACAACCUCACAUAUACGUGCCAUUGAUCAUUCUCUCGAUUACUCCUCAGUACGGAUACUUUUGGUAUAUCUUGAAAAGGAACAGUUAUAGUUCAGAGGCUCGAGCACAUCACCAAUCCUUCCGAGUCCUCGGUCGAUCGAGGUGACCUGCCGCCUAACAUUAAGAUCGAAGUUAUUCUCCAAAUCUCGAUCCGAAUCCAACCUACGAGCAUUUUGUCCUACAAAAUGCGCGUACUCAACACUGUAGGCCUGGGUAUGGCCAUAGUCCCAGUCGUUUUCGCUUUCAAUCAGACCAGCCCAAGCAUCCAGGUCCAUAACAAUGACAGCGCGCUGUACAAGCCUCUCUACACUCUGCAUUCGAGUUCAACUCCUGAAUUCCACAACGUUUCGGGUGUCACAGUCAAUCCGUUGAUCAAGGCUUUGCUAGGGCCCAGUAACAGCACUGGAAGCCUGCAGCGUCGGGAUCUGCCCACAGGAACAUGUGCGCCUGGAACUCCAUGCGUCAAUGGUGCUUGCUGCAGCAAUGCAAGGAUCUGCGGAUACUCCCCCAAAGAGUGUGGCAAAAAGACAUGUAUCUCAAACUGUGAUGCCAAGGCAGAAUGCGGCCAGUACGGUGUACCAGGAAAUAACACUUGUCCGAUCAACGUCUGCUGCAGCAAAUUUGGUUUCUGUGGGACUACAGAUGAGUUCUGCCUUGAUGGUUGCCAAAAGCAUUAUGGUGGAUGUGGCUCCGCUCAAGAGCCUUCGUGUGGCGGUGUCACUUCUGGGCGAACCAUCGGGUAUUAUGAAGGAUGGUCCUCGAAGCGUAGUUGUGAUUCUCGACUUCCUUCAGACCUUGACUUGACUGGUCUCACCCACAUAAACUUUGCUUUUGCAUACUUCGACCCAACCACGUUUCAGGUUACACCUAUGGAUCCAGAUGACAUGAAGCUUUACCCUCAGUUCACAGAACUGAAGAAACAGAAGUCGUCUCUCCGGACAUGGAUUUCCAUUGGAGGUUGGUCAUUCAAUGACCCCACCAACACGCCAAACACGCAGAAAGCUUUCAGUGAUAUGGCGUCCACGGCUGCAAACAGGAAGACUUUCAUCGAUUCUGUUCUGCAAUUCAUGACGACCUGGGGCUUUGAUGGUGUUGAUCUCGACUGGGAGUACCCUGGCGCUCCGGAUCGAGGAGGCAUCAACGCAGAUACCGCUAACUUCGUUGCUCUCUUGAGGGAUAUGCGGGCAGCUUUUGGCAACUUGUAUGGUAUAAGUUGCACCGUUCCCGCUUCUUUCUGGUAUCUCCGCUGGUUCGAUAUCAAAGGCAUGGAACAGUAUCUCGACUUUUUCAACGUCAUGACAUACGAUAUUCAUGGUGUCUGGGACUCCACCAACAAGUUUACUGGGCCAUAUGUCCGACCACAUACCAACCUCACCGAAAUCCGUCAAGGUCUUGAUCUGUUGUGGAGAAACAACGUUAAUCCCGCCAACGUGAACAUGGGCUUGGGUUGGUAUGGACGAUCAUUCACUCUCUCUGACCCUAGCUGCAAUAGGCCUGGUUGCGUCUUCAGUUCAGGAGGCAAUCCUGGGGAAUGUACAAAGUCAGCUGGAACUCUUUCCAAUGCCGAGAUUCUCCGUAUCAUCCAUACAAAGGGCCUGACACCAGAAAUGGACUCAGUGGCAGGAGUAAAAUGGGUUUCUUGGGGGAACCAAUGGGUCAGUUACGAUGACGGUGAAACGAUAGCUUUGAAGAUAGACGCUGCCAACAGGUGGUGUCUAGGUGGAAAGCUAAUAUGGGCAAUCGACCAGGACGAUACAGCUCACUCCAGCAACCGCGAUCUACUUGGCAUAGGACCUAGCAACGGUAUCUCUGCGGAAGUUGCAGCGGCAAUGAAAGCAGCUCAGCAACAGGCAGAGAUACAAGCAACUGUUCGAAACUCGUGCUAUUGGUCUUUCUGCGGAGGCUCAUGCGCGCAGGGCUACUUUCCCGAGACCACAGCAAAGGGACAAGUUCUGGGCAUUUCUCGCCAUACCGUCUGCACUGGGGAUGAGUAUCAGACAUUAUGUUGUGCUCCCGGAACGAAUACAGGAACGUGCUCGUGGGAGGGAUGGCGAGGAGUUGGCCUCUCUUGCAUGCAAGGGGGUUGCUCUGACUCUUCUUCGUCGCUUGUUGCUAUGAACACUAACCAGUUCGUCCUCAACUCCGAUCUCAACAUCAAUUUGACUUGCUCUGGAGGUAGCCAAUAUUAUUGUUGUACUGGCUUUGUUCCGUCUCCCAAGUUCACAACUUCGGAUUUGGUUCUCGUCGGACAAAACGGGGUAAGUAAAAGGGCAUGGGGAUCUGGAAAGAAUCCAGCAUGCAUAGCUGCAGUAACAGCUACCAUCGGUCUUACAAGUGGUCUUUUGGCCUUCUUCACAGCAGGGAUCUCCCUCGCAGCCGCAGCAGUUGUAAUUGCUGUGGGGAUCGCAUCUUGUCCAACUACAGGAUCGGGAUCCGCAGCAGGAGCUGCCAUCGGCGUCAUUCCAAUCCUUCCAAUUCCAGUUGGCGUUCUUCCGAAGGGCGGAAAACCUAGCAAACCCAAACAACCUACCGCUGGCAAACCAGGCAAAGGUAUCAAAUAUGGACAGUGGGCACCAAAGGCUGCUUACGGGAAGAAAGACAAAGACUGUGCAGUGACGUAUACUUGUAGAUAUGGCCUUGGUUGGGAUGAAAUCUGUGACAAUCAGCGGUGGGCCAUUGAUAAGGUCAUUAUAAGUACAACGUUCCACAUAGACCGUCGUGGAGGGCGUAGUUCAAAGGAUGAAUGGCCAAGUUGGCGACGCGAAGAAUUUCGCACCUUGGCUCAGGUCGCCGUGAACAGGGUACACAGAUGCCAAGUGGACGAGUUCCCAAUGGGAGUAUUGCUUGAAGCGAAAGCGCCCAAUCCGCAAGUAGUGCGCCUUGUCAAUGGACCCGCGAACGGAGCACAAGGAGUUGACUUCAAGCAAUGGAAGGCUGCCACUUGGGUUCCUUGCUCAGCAUUGAGGAAAGCACAUAAGAAGCCACCACCACCCGUAACGUGGGAGUUUGGCCCCUUCGCUGCGAAUGAUAAUCGUGGGAUUCCAGGUACUGGAAAGCAUUUCAUCCAGGAAUACGGAGUAACGACAUUCUCAGCCUAUACUUUCAACACCCACUCGUAUAAGGUAUUCCAUGAAUUAUCUACAGUCUAUGAUCACGGAUUCCGUGCAUUGCUCGACGAUCCAAUGUUCGACGCUCCUUAUGAUUGGCCUAGGCAAAGAUACGACGUAGAUCCCUAUUACACCGACUCCCCACCCGAAGACGUCGCCUCAGCAGCAUAUCUCAAGCGAAGUAAUGCACAAUCCGCACUCGAGAGCAAGAUUCCCGUGGAGUUUGCAAAUGCCGAUUUCAGUGUCAUAGACAGGCUUGAUGCAUAUCUCACAGGUAGAGAGCUGGAGCAACUGAUGGAUUUGGAGUCCUAUUAUGAUACCCCUCCACCACCAGAGCCGACGCAGUCUGAAAAGAGUUUGAAUGAAGCGGAUGUAACGCCGAGUCUCACCGGCGCGGAUAUGGCAACGCAAGCGGCAGCUGUGCCUUUGGAUUUGCCGGUUGAGACUGGUAGGGUUGCGGCUCAUGUUCAUGCUCAUGGCAGCAGGCGUUCAUGGUAA